AUGCAAAAUUCGACGUCCGCUUUCACUUCAAACCUACAAAAUGGGCAUACGACAGGUACACAUGGUGGUCAGGCAACGCCAAUCAAUGAGCAUUGGCAGAAGCAAAUGGAAUUGUACACAGAAGUAAAGAAAGCAAAGCAACAUGGCCCGCAUUACUUUGCUAGAACCAAAGCCACUCAGAAUACUGUUGACAAGCCAACAACGACAUCAGCUGAAGAAGAGUCGGAGAAUGCCAGUCGAAACAGACCUUCGAAUACGGACAGUUCUAUUAAACGUCAGGAUUGGCAUAAUUUGGACAUGAGUGGGCUUGGGCUUCGAGCAUUAUCGGUCGAAGUAUUCCAGUAUACUUUUCUCCAAGAGUUAUACGUAGCGUCCAACGCUCUCACCUCUUUGCCUGCAGCUAUCGGUCAAUUGCGACACUUGCGCCAUUUAGAUGCCUCAAACAAUGCCUUGCAGACUCUACCCCCUGAGCUAGGCAUGUGUGUUUAUUUGAAGAAUUUACUACUGUUUGAUAACCAACUCACUACUCUGCCUUGUUCAUUUGGUUCACUCUACCAAUUAGAGAUGUUAGGCAUUGAGGGCAAUAAACAAAUGGACCCCGCUAUCAAGAGUGAGAUCAUGGAGAAGGGAACUAAGGCCCUGAUCCAUACACUCAAAGAAGAAGCACCAAUACCCCCUCCUCCCGCUCCUAGAGAAAUGAUUGAUCUACUCAAUGGUACAACUGUUGCCCCAGAUGUCGAGAGGUUCACUGUGUUCUCUUAUAACAUCUUGUGUGAUAACUACGUGGGUCCCGGCCAGUACGGUUAUGUCCCGUCCAAAGCUUUAGACUGGGAGCAUCGGCGUCACGAGAUUUUACGCGAGAUCGAAGAGCGGGAUUCUGAUUUUGUGUGCCUUCAAGAGGUGGAUGCUGAAAAUUUCCGAGAAUUUUUCAGUGUGAAACUUGCAUACAAAGACUACAAAGGUGUAUGGUGGCCGAAGUCAAGAGCCAAGACUAUGUCCGAGUCGGCUGCCAAGGCUGUCGAUGGCUGCGCUACAUUUUAUAAGAACAACAAAUACAUUCUCCUUGACAAGCAACUUAUCGAUUUUGCCAAUAUCGCAAUCAAUAGACCGGAUAUGAAAAACCAACAUGACAUUUUCAAUCGUGUCAUGCCUAGGGAUCAUAUUGCUGUGCUGGGUUUCUUCGAGAACCGCCUAACCGGAUCACGCGUUAUUGUUGCCAAUGCACACAUAUUCUGGGAUCCAGCGUAUGCUGAUGUUAAAUUAAUUCAAAUCGCAAUCUUGAUGGAAAGCAUAAGCAAAUUCGCCGAGAAAUAUCAACGGUUCCCGCCAUGUAAAGACAAAAAAGCAUAUACCAUUACGGACGAUUCAAAUUCGGAUGCCCCUGUGGAAGUUGCCCCAGAACCUGCACCAUCCAUGGAAUACACAAACAAGACCCAAAUACCGCUAAUAGUUUGUGGUGAUUUGAAUUCUACGGCAGACUCCAGUGUGUACGAGUUAUUGGCCACGGGACGAGUUGCCCCUGAUCAUCCAGAUCUCGGUAAUUAUCAAUAUGGAAAUUUCACGAGAGAUGGAAUUGAGCAUCCUUUCUCUCUUCGAUCCGCCUAUACAAACCUAGCCGAUGGUCCACAAGAAUUAACAUGGACCAAUUAUACGCCCGGCUUUACCGACCACAUUGAUCAUAUCUGGUACUCCACCAAUGCCCUCGAGAACACGGACUUGUUAGGUCCUGUAGACGAAGAGUACAUGAGAACGGUGCCCGGUUUACCACACUACCAUUUUCCCAGUGAUCACUUAGCACUUCUAGCCCGGUUCAAUGUCAAGACGCCAAAAGCCAAGAAACCUCAUCAAGACCCACCAGAUUUCGGUUCGUCGAGCCAUCAUGAUCGACGAAGAGAUUAG
Sclerotinia sclerotiorum 1980 UF-70 is the source of this 1899-nucleotide messenger RNA. RefSeq lists its product as hypothetical. Gene Ontology annotation, molecular function: protein binding; poly(A)-specific ribonuclease activity. Bases 1 to 1899 code for a protein of 632 amino acids. The record is from RefSeq and is a predicted model, not a curated record. Gene Ontology annotation, cellular component: nucleus; CCR4-NOT complex; cytoplasm. The transcript is spliced from 2 exons. Gene Ontology annotation, biological process: nuclear-transcribed mRNA poly(A) tail shortening. Lineage: Eukaryota; Fungi; Ascomycota; Leotiomycetes; Helotiales; Sclerotiniaceae.